This is a messenger RNA of Eruca vesicaria subsp. sativa (arugula), 1881 nucleotides long. Lineage: Eukaryota; Viridiplantae; Streptophyta; Magnoliopsida; Brassicales; Brassicaceae. The record is from the annotation of a GenBank genome assembly.
AUGAGGAGAUCGACUGCGAUUGCGACAAAGGCGAAGGGUAUUAUUGUCCAUGGUAGAGGUAACUCUGACAUUGCUCCUCUAUCCUUUAUCUUCUGUUGGAGGAAACGAGGUUUCUCUGCUCUCAGUGAUGAUUACAGAGAGAAAUUGAGAAAUGGUCUUAGUGAUAUUAAGUUAGUGGAUGCGGUUGGCUUGUUCAGUGAGAUGGUAAAGUCUCGUCCUUUGCCUUCCAUUAUUGAGUUCGGUAAACUGUUGACUGCAAUUGCCAAGAUGAAGAAGUAUGAUGUUGCCAUCUCUUUGGGUGAGAAGAUGCAGAAGUUAGGGAUUUCACAUAAUAUCUAUACAUACAAUAUUUUGAUAAACUGUUUCUGCCGCUCCUCUCAACUCCCUCUGGCUUUAGCUAUGCUUGGUAAGAUGAUUAAACUUGGUUAUGAGCCUGAUACCGUCACGCUGAAUUCUGUUCUAAAUGGAUACUGCUGCUGUAAUAAUAUCUCAGAGGCUGUAGCUUUGGUUGAUCAAAUGGUGGAAAUGGGAUAUCAACCUGAUACCAUCACCUUCAACACUCUAAUCCAUGGCCUCUUUCUCAACAACAAAGGUUCCGAAGCUGUGUCUUUGGUUGAUAGAAUGGUCGGGAAAGGAUGUCAACCAGAUCUAGUUACUUAUGGUGCUGUUGUAAAUGGAGUGUGUAAGAGAGGUAAUAUUUAUUUGGCUUUAGAUCUGCUCAAGAAGAUGGAAAAGGGGAACAUUGAGGUGAAUUUUGCGAUCUACAAUACAGUCAUUGAUGGUCUUUGCAAAUACAAACAUGUCGAUGAUGCUCUCAACAUGUUCAACGAAAUGGAGAACAAAGGAGUUAGAGGAAAUGUUGUUACUUACAACUCCCUCAUUAGCUGUCUUUGUUGUUAUGGAAGAUGGAGUGAUGCAUCUCAACUACUAAGCGAUAUGAUUGAGAGGAAAAUCAACCCCGAUGUUGUUACUUUUAGUGCACUGAUCGAUGGAUUUGCGAAAGAAGGGAAGCUUUUAGAGGCUGAAGACUUGUACAAUGAGAUGAUCAGAAGGUCUAUCAAACCUAACACUAUCACAUAUAAUUCACUGAUCAAUGGGUUUUGCAUGCGCAAUCGCAUAGACGAGGCCAAGGAGAUGUUUGAUCUGAUGAUUAGCAAGGAUUGUUACCCAGAUGUAGUCACUUGUAAUACUCUCAUAAAUGGAUAUUGUAAGUCUAAAAGAGUAGAAGAUGGCAUGAAACUCUUUGGCGAAAUGUCCCAACGAGGAUUGGUUGGGGACACCAUCACUUACACCAUUCUUAUCCAAGGCUUUUUCCAAUCUGGGGACAGUGAGAAUGCUCAAGAAAUUUUCAAACAGAUGGUUUCUUGUUGUGUGCCUCCCAGUAUUUGGACCUAUAACAUUUUGUUAGAUGGGUUUUGUGAUAAUGGGAAGCUAGAAAAAGCAUUGGUCAUAUUCAAGGAUAUGCAAAAUAGUGAAAUGGAACUUGAUGUCCUCACAUAUAAUAUAAUCAUUGGCGAGUUGUGCAAAGUUGGUAAAGUGGAAGAAGCCUGGGAAUUAUUUUGUAGCCUUGGUCUCGAAGGAGUGAAGCCUAAUGUUAAAACGUACACUAUAAUGAUCUCAGGAUUCUGUGUGAAACGUCUACUGCAGGAAGCAGAUGACUUAUUUAGAAAAAUGAAAGAAGACGGGCCUCUUCCAGAUAGUGGUACCUAUAAUGCCCUAAUCAGAGCACAUCUAAGGGAUGGUGACACUUUUGUAUCAGCAGAACUCAUCAAAGAAAUGAGAGGUUGUGGGUUUGAAGGAGAUGCUUCAACCUUUGGUUUGGUUACUAAUAUGUUAUAUGAUGGGAGAUUGAGCAAAAGCUUCCUCGAUAUGAUUUCUUAA